AUGGACCGGAUCCGCGACUCGCUGGCUUACUUUGGUCAGCAUAAUACUGAACACGUGGAGUACAGUCGCCUGAGCGCUCUCUUCAACAACGGAUUGAAGUCCCUCCAGAAGUUGUUUGAUGAAACCCUGCAGAACUCAUUUGCCCCAAUUUCGCCCGAAAGGCUCUAUAAGCUCGUCGAGAAGGAGGACACCAUUUCUAUUGCUGAGCAGCAGCCGUCGGAAGCGGCAGGACCGGAACUUGAACAAGUUUCGCCCGAAGUGGCUCAGCGUUUGCAGCAGAUUUCCGCCUGGUUGCGCAAGCUGGACUCCGCGAAUGCGACAGCACAGCGUUUCCAAAAAGCCGAUGGAGCGAAUCUGCCCGACUCGCUGAGUCGUUACUGUGACUUCCGCAAGGAUCUUAUGCGGCUCUCCCUAGUUCGCGCGGCCGAGUUGGAGCAUUCAACCGGAGUCUGGAUCUUGUGCCUCCUGGCCGAAAACGGUAGGUGCUCAACUGUUCAAUCAAAUUGUUAA
Molecule: messenger RNA, 510 nt
Organism: Dibothriocephalus latus
Lineage: Eukaryota; Metazoa; Platyhelminthes; Cestoda; Diphyllobothriidea; Diphyllobothriidae
Source: the annotation of a GenBank genome assembly